Colossoma macropomum (tambaqui) is the source of this 5407-nucleotide messenger RNA. Its product is annotated as probable polypeptide N-acetylgalactosaminyltransferase 8. Bases 1 to 1758 code for a protein of 585 amino acids. The record is from RefSeq and is a predicted model, not a curated record. The transcript has 11 exons. Gene Ontology annotation, cellular component: Golgi apparatus. Lineage: Eukaryota; Metazoa; Chordata; Actinopteri; Characiformes; Serrasalmidae.
AUGUUCAUUGGCAAACUUGAGGUGGGCCUGGACAACAGCAGCCCUGAGAAGCAAAUUAUCAGUCUGAAGCAGAACAGUGGCAUCUUCUCCACAGAGGAGCAUUUGGGUUGGAGAAAAGAAGAAAAUCAAGCAGAGGAGAAACCAAAGGAACCAGAGAAACCAAAAAAAGAGGAGAAACCAAAGGAACCGGAGAAACCAAAGGAACAUAAAAGAUUGUUCCCCAACUCAUUUCUUUUCUCCAAGUGGGGUGGUGAUCUCACAGAGGAGGAGCAGAAGGAGGCACAGCAGCUCUUUCAGGAUUAUGGCUACAAUGUGUUCCUCAGUGACAGACUGCCCCUCAACAGGAGCAUACCAGACACUCGAGACCCCAAAUGUGCUACUAAGGUUUAUCCAAAGGAGCUCCCAACAAUCAGUGUGGUUCUGAUCUACAUGGAUGAGGCUCUGUCUGUCAUAAAGAGAGCCAUCCGCAGCAUCAUUGACAGAACACCUCCUCACCUGCUCAAGGACAUCAUACUGGUGGACGACCACAGCACUAAAGAGAAUCUCAAGGGCAAGCUGGAUGAAUAUGUUGAUUUAAUUCAUAAAGAGAAGCCUAAUGUAAUUAAGAGGGUGAUACACAAAGAUCGACAGGGUCUGGCACAAGCACGCGUUUCAGGAUGGGAGGCAGCUACUGGUGAUGUUGUGGCCAUUUUUGAUGCCCACAUUGAGGUGCAUGAUCAAUGGGCAGAGCCACUGCUGGCCAGAAUAAAAGAAGACAGGACAGUGGUGCUGAAUCCAGUGUUUGACAGAGUGACCCCUGACACCCUCGAGGUGGUUAAAUACAAUGCAGCCACCCAUGGUUUUGACUGGCAGCUCUGGUGCUUGUAUGAGUCCUUCAGUCCAGAGUGGUACAAACUUAAUGAUGAGACAGUGCCAGGAAAGAGUCCGUCCAUCAUGGGGAUCAUUGUGGUUGACCGGUUAUUCUUUGGAGAGAUUGGAAAACUGGACAAAGGAAUGGAAGUUUACGGAGGCGAGAACGUAGAGUUCGGAAUACGAGUUUGGCUGUGUGGAGGAAGCAUUGAAGUGGUGCCGUGCUGCAGGCUUGCCCACAUAGAGAGGCUCCAUAAGCCAUACGCACUAGAUCUGAGCACGCCAAUGAGAAGAAAUGCACUAAGGGUGGCUGAAAUCUGGAUGGAUGAUUUUAAAGCUAAUGUUUAUGUUAGCUGGAAUCUCCCCUUAAAGGGUCAUGGAAUUGAUAUAGGGGACAUAACAGAGAGAAAGAAGCUGAGGGAGACACUAAAAUGUAAGCCUUUCAAGUGGUAUUUAGACAAUGUGUAUAAUCUGCUUGAUUCCUGGGAGGACCUAGUCGGCUAUGGCGUCAUGAAGAACAAAGUAACAGACAAAUUCUGCCUUGAUCAGGGACCCGUUCCAGGGAGUGUUCCUAUUAUGUACGAGUGCCAUUACCUUGGCCCUCAGAACUGUUACUACAGGCUGAGUGGGGAGCUCUACAUUGGAGGCAUCAGAUCUCGUAGGUACCAUAAUAAUCGUUGCCUAGUGGAUCCUGGUAAUGGACAAAUACCUGGACUGCAUGACUGUAAAUUCGCCAAGGAGAAAGGGUUCCACAUGUACUGGGACUUUAAACAGGGACAGCCAAUAAGGAACAGAGACACAAACCGAUGUCUUGAGGUUACCCAAGGACAGGAUUCGCAAUACCAGCUUGUCGUUCAGGCAUGUAGUGGGCAAUACUGGAAGAUACAUAAUGUCAUCAAAGACUUUUAACCGGUCCAAGGCCAAAAGAAAUGGAAUGUCUGCUACUGUUUUAACUUAUCAAUGGACUCUGAUUGGAAUCACAGGACUAAUGACUAGUUACUGAUACUGUUUUGUACUUCAUAUAAGGCUGUGCAUCACUUUACAGUCUAAUUCCUGCAGUACACCCAAUGUUAUAAUUCACUGUACAUCACAUGCAGUUACAAAAUGUUCCAUGCAAAUGUUAAAGUUCUCUAUGCAAAUGGAUAGGUACUCUUUGGCUUUUAUAAAUGAACCAAUAUGUUACCAUUUGGUGCUACUAGUAAUGCCUGACUCUGGGUUUUCUGGAGUUGACCCUGACUCUUGUCAAUACAGUUGAAGAAGUCUUCCUGCUUCCUUGCUGUUAGGACGCUUCUCUGCUUAGCUCUGCUAUCUUUCAUUUCUUUUAAGGUGACUAGAUUUCUGAGAUAAAAAAACGGGGACAUUUUCAGGUCGGCGGUCAAUAUAUCCUUAAAAUAUUCAAUGUUUUUGUCUAUGGAAUAAUAUGUUUUUUCAUGAUGGUAACUGUGGCACUGUAAUAAACUAUGGUGAAGGUGGAGUGAUAAAAUUGGGUACUAAGUAACUUUGUAAACCUUGUAUACUGACUACCCACAUUUUCAUACCAGCCCUACUGUCUCUCGCAAAAGAGAGUUUUAUCUCAAUGUGACAUUAAAUCAACAUUAUCCCAAAAGUAUUGUGAAUACACAUCACACUUUAACUGUAGACAUAAAGACUAACAGCCAUAGCUUAUGUGUGGUAGAUGUAAGAGGAAGGUGGGAACACAGUGUCCCCAUAACCGUAGUAACUCACCUUUCUAAAUGUGACUGCCCAGUGUUUAAUGGGCUGGCCUAAUGUCUGUGUACCUGUGCGCAAGACAUAAGAAUUGAUCCUCCAGACACAAGGCUGGUCCCCUGAUGUGAAGGGUUUGGAUUCUGCACCACAAAAAAUUCAGUUGUUGUAUGAGCCCAUAAUUCAUAUUCAUAUAAAACAUUUUGACUGUAAAAAGAGACCAGUGGCUGCAGAAAAAUGUGUGGCUAUAGCUCAAUAUCCAGACCCUAAACACACCCCCAACCCCAAAAUGCACACACAAUCCCUUGGUUACCCUGUAUCUUGAAGACAUUUGUGGUGAUGUUAUCAACUCACUUGAUACUGGCUAGCUUAGAGUUUUACACAGCAGUAUUCUCUAAAAUUAGGUGAGCAAGUGGUAGAAGUGGUCAGUAGACCACUGUUGGCAAAAACGAGCACAGUGCAAGACAUCUGCCUGUCUGCUCUGCUCCCAGGUCUUUUUUAGGACUUUCCGGUGUGCUUUUAAUUCACAGUUAAAAAGGGGGACAUUUCAAUGGACAGGCAACAAAUUACGGGGGCUGUCCCCAAAAAGCAGGGACAUCUGGUCACCCUAACUUCUUUUCUUUAUGUUUCUUAUGUUGUUUUGAGCUAUAGUGUCUGGAGCUGCUAUUGUAAGUACAGCUGGCAUAAAUGAUCAAUGUGUCUACAUUGGUGCUAAACCAAACACUUUGCUACUAAUAGCUUUGUAGUCUCAUCUUCCAUCCUCCACUAGCAAAGCAUGUCCUGCUAAUACUAAUGCUAAAGCUGCUGCUCAGAGACCACAGUACAAAGCCGGAGCAGAACACUGGUCCCAGUCACAUCAUUUACUGAACAGAUUUGAACCACUGCAAGGCCCCAGUAAGUUUCCUAAAGGCACUGAACAUAAUGCAGAAAGAACUGAAAGUGUCAGCCAAUCAGAGUAUUGGAUCAAACACUUGGCUACAUAAAAGCUGCAGGUCAAAUGGACUGAAUUUUAUUGAUAACUUUAACCUGCUUUCUUGGAAGAGAGAAUUUUUUGGCAAGAUGGACUAUACACCAACAAGAGCAGUGACAAAACCCUGGCAGAGAACCUCAUUUUCUCCAUGUUUCUUAUCCAUCCUCACUGGUGUAGACACAUCAGCACUAACACCCAAGGACUCUGUCGUCACUCCAGAGCCACCAACAUCCUCCCCUCACUGAGAAAGCCCUGACGGAGCUGCAUUUAUGGGAUGAGAGCCAUGACAAUGACCAAACUGUACCAGCUUCUGAAGACAGCAAACCCACAUGAGCAUCCAUCUCCACCCCCUACCCCACCGGACUCUCCCAGCAGCCAUGGAGAAGCUUGUAUUAUCUGGGAUGAGGCCGUCACUUUACCUGUCAGCCAGCCCUGAAGCACCUCAAAGAAAGAGACAGGCUCUUCCCUCUCUAUCCCAUCAUCAGCAGUUCCACCCACCUUCCUCCACUGAAAGGGAAGAGGUUACCCAUUCCCUAGAAAUAUGAUCAAUUUAUGUAGACAUUUUACAGGUCUGUGCUGUUAUGGUGAUGAUGUCAGCCAUACAUGUUUUCAAAAUAAGUGCGGACCCUUUGUGCCAGUGAUCUCUCCUAUUCCAGUACUUAUCAGAAACAGAAAAAACAUGUCAGAUAAUUUGAACUUAUCCAGUCUGCAGUAUGUAAAAUAUGAGUCAAAGAGUUUAGAGCAAAGUGCACAGGUAUUAUAUCAAUAUUAGAUCCCUCACAAAGGAGUCUUAUGUGAUGCUUUUCACAAAAACUCGGUAAAAUAAUAUACUGCUGAAACCAUAUUAAUUGAGUCAGGCCCACGAAACUUUAAGUUUAUAAAUGUCUCAUGUGCUGGCAUGAAAGAUGUGGUACAGCUGCUCUACUCGAUGAUUCUUUUUUAAUGCAAACAAUUAUCAUUUGAUGAGUUCACAUCCUUUGAGUAUCUCUGUACUCUGUUCUGAAAGGGGCACCAAGAAUAUUACUAGUAAUUGUUUACAGGCAUCCAAAGUACAAUGCCAAAUUUAUUGAUGUUGUCUUUCAGUUCCACUGAUUUUGAUCAUAUUGCUGUUGCUGGUGAUUUUAACACACAUAUUGACAAUCCCAAAAAGAAUUAUGAUAAGGUACCAUAUUGGACUCUUUUGGUCUCAGCACGUGACUCAUUGUGAAGCCUCUCUUAAAAAAGAAAAAUCUAGAAGCAACUCAAUUAAGUAAUUACAGACCUAUUUCAAAUCUACCUCUUAUUGGAAAAAUCAUUGAGAAAAUCAUCCUUAAACAACUUACUGGUUUUCUGUUCUUAAAUAGCUGUCUAGAUAAAUUUCAGUCAGGAUUUUUGCCUAAUCAAAGUACUGAGACUGCUCUAAUUAAGAAUGACAUCCGUUUAAAUACAGACUCUGUUCUACUGCUACUCAAUCCAUUAAAUUCUCAGAGAUACAAUUAAAUACUGGGUUGGACUCUCAGAAACUAUCCUAAAAUGGUUCAGUUCAUACCUGCAAGACAGAAGCUACUUUGUUGAAAUAGAAAACAAUGUUUCUGAGAGAGUGCCAGUGACCUGUGGUGCCCCCCAGGGUUUGAUUUGUGAGCUGCUCUCACUGUAGGAUAUCUUAACCUACAGCUAUGCAGAUGAUACUCAGAUAUACUUGGCCUUCUUCCUAAACAACUAUGGUCCCAUUGACUCGCUUUGUACGUGCCUUGAGCACAUCACUCACUUAAUGGGACAAAACGUUCUGCAGCUGAAUAAAAAUAAAAUUAUCAUAGAAUUAUUUUAUUUGGGAAUAGCACCAAGAGGCACAGACUAGCUGCCUAAAUGAAAUUGAGGACAUGGAUUUCAGUUUUAGCACUCAUG